AUGGUGUCCCUGUGGCCCUUCAGGGCCGAGGAUACCUCUCCAGCAUCCUUUGAAAAAGCCCUCGCCGCACUCUCCACCAAGAUCACUCGAGCCACCACCCGUCUCGACCUCCACCGUCAACAUGCCCGUCGCUUCAAGGCCCUCUGGACCCUCUACACUACCUUCGCCUACCUCCUCUAUUCUAUCAUCAUUGCUCUAGUCCUCGGGUGGCAGAAUUGGGGAAUCACAGAAUACGGCGCGAUUAUCGGUGGUCCAAUCCUGAUCUACCUCAUCCGCACCAUCUCCACCCGCUACUAUGACUAUCGCAUCACCAAAACCCAAGCCUACCUCGACGAUCUCCAUAAGCAGCGUGAGAAAACCAUCGAGGAUCUAAAGACCGCCACGCGCUGGAAUUCCACCCAACAGCUGCUGGAGAAGUAUGGUGGGGAGUCGCCGAAGCCCGCGCGCUCGAACUCGGUCAAAUCUGGCGACGCAAAGCGCAACAAGUCCGAGGGAGCGAAGCGCAAACAGCCAUCCCAGCAGCAGCAGCAGCAUGUCCAGCGCACGGGUAUCCCCCCGCCCCCGACAGCGAAUAUUCGACGACCAGCACCGCAACAAUUCCCCUCCUCUCCUCAACCACCUUCCACCCCGCCGGUCGCAUUCCAGCACCACCAACAGUCUCCGCACGUGUUCCCAGGUCAGCAACAACUACAACAGCAGCAGCAGAGUGCACCAAGCAUGAACGUGGGCCUCGAAGAACCCGGAUUCGCUCCGAACGCAUUCUCCAGCACGUCUACGCAGUAUGUGGAACAGUCUCACUGGUACGACCGCCUGCUGGACGUAUUGCUAGGCGAGGAUGAAACCCAGCCUAAGAACCGGCUCGCGUUGAUCUGCUCCACCUGUCGACUGGUGAAUGGUCAGGCGCCCCCAGGUAUCAAGACGCUCGAAGAACUAGGCCGUUGGCGUUGCGGGAACUGUGGCGCAUGGAACGGUGAGGAAAGCGAAGCGAAGAAGGUCCUGGCGGGUAUCCGCAAGGAGCAGCAGCAGCAGUCGUCCAAUAUCUCUAGUGGCAGUGUUGAUGGUACAGAGACUCGCUCGUCCGUGGGAGGAGAUGUAACGGAUGACGGCGUCAUGGUGGCUGCUACUGGUAGCGAGGAUGAUCAGCUCGAGUCGCAGAGUGAGGGAGCCGAGACAUCAGAGGAACAGGUAGAGCAGGUAGCAGAGAGUGAGAAUGAGGAAGAGGAAGAACCUGAGCCACAACCCAGUAAAAGGGUGACGCGGUCUCGAGCUAAGGGUGGGAAAAGGAAGGGAUAA
Messenger RNA from Aspergillus niger, 1293 nucleotides. RefSeq lists its product as uncharacterized. Gene Ontology annotation, biological process: endoplasmic reticulum tubular network organization. The coding region runs from base 1 to 1293 and encodes 430 amino acids. Gene Ontology annotation, cellular component: endoplasmic reticulum tubular network. The transcript is spliced from 3 exons. NCBI's taxonomy places the organism in Eukaryota, Fungi, Ascomycota, Eurotiomycetes, Eurotiales, Aspergillaceae. The record is from RefSeq and is a predicted model, not a curated record.